This is a messenger RNA of Cannabis sativa, 2078 nucleotides long. RefSeq names its product probably inactive leucine-rich repeat receptor-like protein kinase At5g48380. Lineage: Eukaryota; Viridiplantae; Streptophyta; Magnoliopsida; Rosales; Cannabaceae. Gene Ontology annotation, molecular function: protein binding; ATP binding; protein kinase activity. Gene Ontology annotation, biological process: protein phosphorylation. The transcript has 2 exons. The record is from RefSeq and is a predicted model, not a curated record. Bases 162 to 1964 code for a protein of 600 amino acids.
UGACUGAGCAUGAAGGGAGGAAAGAAAGAAUGAAUAGUGUAUUUAUUAACAACCAGACCAUCAUUUGCCUGAAACCAACCAUGUUCAAAAUUUAAGCUUAAUUAUUUAGUAUUGUCUUCUCCUGUUAGCCUACGUACCUUGGUAAUUACACAACAAAAACUAUGUCUCGCAAACUCACACUCAUUAUUGUUCUUGUUUUGCUCCUUAACUCUUUUAUAGGCUCCACUCAUGCUUUUGCGAGUGAUAUUAAUUGUUUGAAAGAGAUUAAAGCUUCCCUUGAAGACCCUUUUGGUUACUUAAACUCCCCAUGGAACUUUGAUAACAACACAGAAGGUUUCAUCUGUAAAUUUAUAGGGGUUGGGUGCUGGCAUGGUGAUGAGUCCAAGGUCAUAAACCUUCAACUCUCUGAUAUGGGACUCAAGGGAACUUUCCCAAGAGGGGUAACAAACUGCACAAGCUUGACAGGUUUGGACCUUUCCAAUAACAACCUCUCAGGGAACAUUCCCUACAACAUAUCAAGAUUGAUCCCCUUUGUGACUAGUCUUAAUCUCUCCUCCAACAACUUCUCAGGUGAAAUCCCAAUCAGCCUUGCCUAUUGUACUUAUCUAAAUGUGCUUAAGCUUGAUCACAACCGACUCACCGGUAACAUCCCGAGGGAGCUCCCUAUGUCUCUUGCAAGGCUCAAGGAGUUUUCAGUGGCAAACAAUAUAUUGUCAGGGGAAGUGUCUGAUUCAUAUUCAAGAUUCACUGCUAUUAGCUUUGCAAACAAUCUUGAUCUUUGUGGGGGGCCUUUGGGGCCCUGCCAUUUUCACAAGCAUCACAUGAAACCACUUGAUCCAUUCAAAAUAGGAUUUGGAACUGGUUAUUUUGUUUCAGCUACAGUUGUGUUUUACACACUUUCUGUGUCUUGGUUUCAAGUCAAGAUGAUUAUGAAGAGUGUAAUAUUUUCUGUGGUGGAAAAUUUACAAAAGAGAAAACAAAAUGAACAGCUGCAUCACUUUCCAACUCUCAAACACCAAAAAGAGAUUUCUCAACUUGAAAAGAUGGUUAAUAGGAUGAGUUUUCCAGAACUUUGCAAAGCAACAGACAAUUUCAGCAUCUUCAAUGUGAUAGGAAGAGGAAAUACAGGAACCAUGUACAAGGCCACUCUUUCAAAUGGUUGGUUUCUUGCUGUCAAAAAAAUAGAUGACACCCCAAAUAAUGAGGCUCAAUUUGUGUCUGAGCUCUUAGCUCUGGCUAGAAUGAGACAUGACAACUUAAUCCCUCUUUUGGGGUUUUGCAUGGUUGAAAACGAAAGGCUUCUGGUCUACAAACACAUGACAAAUGGGAAUCUCCAUGAUUACUUACACCGAGUUGAAGAAGGUGAUGCUAAAAUCCUACAAUGGCCUCUGAGGAUCAAAAUUGGUAUGGGAAUAGCCAGAGGCUUGGCAUGGCUUCACCAUAAGUGUGUCUUUCGAGUAGUCCAUCGAAGAAUAAGCUCAAGGAGUGUCUUACUGGAUGGUUACUUCGAAGCCAAGAUAUCGAAUUUCGGUAAAGCAAUCAUUUCAAACUAUGGUGGAGUAAUGUUUGUGUACCCAAAUGAGAGUGAUUCUGGGUUGUUUGUGAAUAGUGGGGUGUGGGAGUCUGAUUUUGUUAAGAAGGAUGUGUAUGAUUGUGGAACUGUGUUGCUCGAGUUGAUAACUGGUUCUGGCUCUGGCUCUAAUCUUCACAGCACUUUGGCAGAGUGGAUCAGUCAUGUUUCGACUAGUCCUGGUAUAUUGAAUGAUGCCAUUGACAAAGCCUUAAUUGGGCAAGGAUUUGAUGAUGAGAUCUUGGAUAUGCUCAGAAUAACAAGAGACUGUGUUCAUCCUAUGCCAUAUGAAAGGCCAACAAUGCUGCAAGUGUAUGAAAGAAUUAGUAAUAUUGGACUCAGAUAUGGUAUUCCAUGUGAUUUUGGACUUUUGAUGCAACCAAAACGUAGCUAACAUGUUCAAACUCAAAGUAGUCAUUUGGAUUUAUGUAUCUUUAUCAAAAGAAUCUUAUUUUAUUGAUUGGAUUUUAGAUUUUAUAUAUAACAAUAACACCUUUUCAUUUCCGUU